AUGGAAUCUUCGUUAUCAUUAAAUUCAAAUGCCAGUAGUGUUACCACAGUGGAAAGGUCUCAACCACUCUAUAAUAACAUUUGUAUGAUAUAUAGCCGCGAUGAAGGCAGUAUUUUAACCCAAAGACUCUUUCAAGAAUGCGAAACGGAAAUCAUGCAAGCCAAAAACAAAGUUGAGUAUGAUGGGUUUUAUCGAAAAGAUUUGGGUACAGAUUAUUAUAUCUGGGAAAAAAAAAGGGACAAGAUCUGGCAUGGAAUUGUUACCAAGAUGUCAAUAUUUGAAAAAAUUGACUUGUGGUUUAUCGAUUUGAUAUUAACGCUGUCAAAACUUGCCUUUGAGCGUGCACCCGCACCCGCACCUUCUUCCAUGUUUGAAGGGGUCUCUACAACAAUUACUGACUUAUUUGCCGAGGAAUUGAAGCACUCUGUAGAAAAUGAAAAGUGGGAAGAUAUUGGCAAGCUUCGUUUCCAUAAAAGUGUUGAAUUUUUCACCUCUCGUUGGCAACCAGUGGAGGCGGUAUUACCAGCUUUUCCUUGUAAGUCGUCUAAUCAAGAAAAAGUUUUUGGAGUUAUGCCUGAUAAGGGCGAGGAGUUGGCGCUAACACGAUUGAUUCACUUUGCUCGCAAGGUGAAGAAAAUAUAUCCACCGGGCUUUAUUAUAUGGGUUGUUAGUGAUGGUCACGUGUUUAGCGAUUGCAUUGCCGUUGACGACUCGAGAGUCAAUGCUUAUUUCUCGGCCUUGAAGCAAUUGUAUUAUAGGAUUAUCGAUGGUGACGACAGUGUCAGUGACAGUGUCAGUGACAGUGUCAGUGACGAUUGUAUCAGGUUUUGUUCCUUACCCGAGAUUUUCCGAUUGACCAAAUGGUUUGAUUGUUCAAUGGUUGAUCAUAUUGAGUUGGGACAUUUUUUGGACACUGAGAUUGACCCUGAGUCGGAGCUUUGCCGCAAGAUUUUGAUGAGCUCUUGUGAUACCGAUAAUGGCAAGUUGUACAUGGAGGUUAAGACGCCAUCACACCCGAGAUUAUCAUUAUUUCGCGGAUUUUCCAAAUUUAUGACUGAAGACUUGCAGUUUCACCCAAAAGUGUGCAAGAUGACAAGAAAAAUGUUCAAGAAGAUUACUUCCAAGGUUGCUUUUGAGAUGAUUAGACGCAAUGACGCCUACUCCAACUUGGUUGAAUUGAUGUUUCCCUUUCACCUUCGAUUUUCCAUCCAUGCGCAUAACAACUCGGGUCCCAAGUUUGGCAUCUCGUUAUUGCGAAGCCAAUGCCGCCAUAUCACCAGCAUCAAAGACCAUAAGGAAAUUAGAUAUGCAGAUUUAUUACACAUUCCAACACCUUGGCAUAACUCUAUAGUUAAAAUUGACGAUGAUGAAACUUAUUUUGUAAUUAAGGCUAAAAAAGUUGAAGAGGAAUUAAAUAAAGGUAGCGGCUAUGGCCACUGGGAUCAAAAAAAUCUCCAUUAUAGAAUGCCAGACCAAUUGAAGAUUAAGACUGACGCUUUAAAGAGACUUGUAAAAGAGGAGAGGCUUUAUAAGCAGGAAGUUAGGGACCAUGAGCAGUAUGUGGAUAGAAUGAAGGCAAACGAAGCUGACGAUUAUGAGAUUAAGAAACAAAUUGAGGUGCUUGAAGAGGGUUAUAGGAUGAUUCCAAAAGUGAGGGAGAGGAUUUUGGAGUUGAAGCAGCAAUUGAAUGAUUUAUUGAUUGAGUUUGGGGGCCAAGAGGAAGUUGGUGAAGUAAAGAAGGUUCUCGCAGAGGUUGAUGAAAGCAAGCUGAAAAAGUGA
Messenger RNA from Lodderomyces oxycetoniae, 1779 nucleotides. Its product is annotated as DIT1. Gene Ontology annotation, molecular function: beta-tubulin binding. Gene Ontology annotation, biological process: post-chaperonin tubulin folding pathway; tubulin complex assembly. Lineage: Eukaryota; Fungi; Ascomycota; Pichiomycetes; Serinales; Debaryomycetaceae. The record is from RefSeq and is a predicted model, not a curated record. The coding region runs from base 1 to 1779 and encodes 592 amino acids. The transcript has 2 exons.